Molecule: messenger RNA, 1986 nt
Organism: Tarenaya hassleriana
Lineage: Eukaryota; Viridiplantae; Streptophyta; Magnoliopsida; Brassicales; Cleomaceae
Product: putative leucine-rich repeat receptor-like serine/threonine-protein kinase At2g14440
Molecular function (GO): protein binding
Source: RefSeq, a predicted model, not a curated record
CUCUCUCUCUCUCCCGUCUUCUUCUUUACAGUACUUUCACUCUUUACUCUCUCUCUCUCUCGAUCCAGAAAUUUCACUAUCCCCACAAUGCCCCUCCUCUCUCUCUCCUUCUUCCUCUCUUUCUCUCUCCUCCUCUCCCUAUCCCUCUCCUUCCCCUUCAAUACUUCUCUUUACAUUGACUGUGGAUCUCCCGAAGGUUCCGCCGACGCCUUCAGCCGCUCAUGGCUUCCCGACCGCUUCUACUCCGGCGGUGCCACCGCCGUCGUCUCCGAGCCUCUCCGGUUCCAUCUCGCCGCCGAGAAGACCCUCAGGUACUUCCCUCUCUCCUUUGGCAAGAAGAAUUGCUACGUCGUCCCUCUUCCCUCCGGUCGCUACUACAUCAGGACGUUCACCGUCUACGAUAACUACGACGGGAAGUCUCAUUCCCCUUCGUUCGACGUCUCCGUCGAAGGCACUCUCGUUUUCUCCUGGAGAUCGCCGUGGCCGGAGAAUCUCGUCCGCGAUGGUUCCUACUCCGAUCUUUUCGCGUUCGUCGAUGACGGCGAGCUCGAUCUGUGCUUCUACAGCAUCGCCACCGAUCCUCCCCUUGUAGGUUCCUUGGAGAUCAUACAAGUUGAUCCGUUGUCGUAUGAUGCGUCGGGGACUGGUCACGAUGCCAUGCUGGUCAACUACGGGAGGCUCUCAUGCGGUUCGGAUCAGUGGGGGCCUGGUUUCACGAAUCAUACCGACAGUUUCGGCCGGUCGUGGCAGUCGGACGCCGAUUUUCGGUCGGAGAGCUCGAACUCGGCGGCUCGAUCGCUGUCGACUCUGGAGAAGAUCAAAGGUGCGGAUCAGGCGCCGAAUUAUUUCCCCAUGAAGCUGUAUCAAACGGCGGUGACGGUCUCAGGAGGGGGUUCGCUGGUCUACGAGCUUGAAGUGGACGCGAAGCUCGAUUACUUGCUCUGGUUCCAUUUUGCCGAGAUCGAUUCAACUGUGAAGAAGGCUGGGCAGAGAGUGUUUGAUGUGGUGGUGAACGAUAACAAUGUGAGCAGAGUUGAUAUCUACAAUUUGGUCGGGGGAUUUGCGGCUUAUAGUUUGAAUUAUACUGUGAAGAAUCUGAGCAGUACUACUGUCACCGUGAGAUUGUCGCCCGUCGGGCCUGCUGAUUUGGCCACAGUGCCUGAGCAAGUGACUGCCAUGAAAGCGCUUAAGGAUUCACUUCGUGUCCCGGAUAGAAUGGGUUGGAAUGGUGAUCCCUGUGCUCCCACUAGCUGGGAUGCUUGGGAAGGAGUCGCAUGCCAUCCCAACCCGCACGGACCUGGCCUCGUUAUAUUCCAAAUAGACCUUGGUAGCCAGGGCCUGAGAGGAUAUAUCAGUGAGCAGAUUAAUUUUCUGACAAAUUUGAAUAGCCUCAACCUGAGUUCAAAUUCUCUAGGUGGACCACUUCCUCCAGGGCUUGGUCAGAAGUCCCUUGUGAAUCUGGAUUUGUCAAACAAUCAGUUCACAGGGCCGAUUCCUGAAAGCCUGACAUCUUCAAGUUUAAAGCUCGUGCUUUUGAAUGGCAACCAGUUGGAAGGAAGAGUACCCGAAGAACUCUAUUCAGUCGGUGUUCAUGGUGGAAUCAUCGAUCUAUCUGGAAACAAGGGAUUAUGCGGAGUACCAUCUCUUCCGUCAUGUCCUGUGUUCUUCGAAAACGGGCACUUGUCGAGACGAGGUAAAAUAGGGAUAGCAGUGUCGUGUGCAGUGGUGUUUGUACUGACGCUAGUUGGUGUAUACUUCUGCUGCAUCUGGAGGGGAAGACACGAUUACGACUUUGCACCUCCUCACGAUCUAACAUCACUGGCGGCGGGGAAGAGAAACAAAUACCAAAGGCAGAAGUCAUUGAUGCUACUUGAAAUGGAAAGCCAACAUGCUAAAGGGUUGCCCUCACUCCCCUUGAAUUCCCAUUAAUGACCAAGGGGUUUCUUUUUCCUUCUUUUUUUUUCUGGGACAGAGCAAAAAAAAAAA